UGGAUGGAGCUGCCGCGUCUCUCUCCGGGUCAGAGGAAUAAAAAGAUUCUUUACUCUCUGGUGUGCAGUGCUCACCAUUUUUCUUCAAACGCAACAGCUUGCUACUGAGAUUUUAAUUCCUUUUUCGCCCCCCUCUCUUUUUUUUUUUAUCGUGAAACCAAGUUUUUAGACGCGAAACCCGCGGGUAGCGAGAGUUUUACGCAGCAAGGCAUCCAGGAGAGACACAACACGAGCGGCUUUUAAAGGGUUUUUCUUUCCAGUCAAACGGGAUAUUUUUCCGCCGGGGAAUUAAAAGCUGAGCAUUUACGACUUUAAAUAGGCGGGAUGUGUUAAAGGAUUUUCCCUCAGUCGUAAUUAGGAACGUAUUUCACCGCCCUCCUUGUCCUGAGCGCACAGACUCUCCAUAUGGCGUAAAACGUGGUCCGCGCUGAACGAAAGUCAUCGGAGGAGACACUUUGAAGCCUCACAGAUCCAGUUUGACCCAGGCCAACUGUAGUAAUGCCAAUACAGCGUCUCCAUUAAAGACCCUGGAUGUAGUAAAGACUGUGCUGCUGUUGCCCAGCCGCGCACGGGAGCCGAACUGUCUCCCGUCAUAUGAAUGUUCUCCGGCACGCAUUGCACUGGAAGUAGCCUUCGGAGUGGAAGAUGGCUUUUUAUUCCCCCCCAGGUUACAGCCUAACCCCCCUCCAUGCCUGACGGCACAGUGACAGUGAAAACUCGGCUUCUGUGAAGGUUAAGUAUGACUGCAGCAGCAGGUGUGCUAACAGGCUUGGCCAAGCUAAAACGCCAAGACUCUGCCCGCCCUCAGCCACGACCCAUACUACCUACAGCCCAAGGCCUGGGAAACCCCGCCCCAGAGGCUGCCCCCAGAAAGAGAAAGCGACGCACCGAUGUUGUGGUGGUACGCGGCAGGCUCCGCCUCUACUCCGCCUCCGGGUUUUUCCUUCUCCUGGGACUGGUCAUCUUAGCCAUAGGGAUCGGCAUGGCGACGCUGGGUUACUGGCCACACAGUGAAACCAUUUCCUCAGCUAAAUCGGUGCCUGUAGGAGGAUCUAAGACAGAAACUGCUGGAGGAGCCAAAACAUCUUCCACAGGUGAAGGAAAUGGCCCCAAGAUGUCCGUCACAGAGGGGAAUGUGGUUAACUCCAGCACGAAUCAUAAUGUACAAGGUAGGCCCUCCAAGCAUACCAGGGGCGCUCUGACGCGGUUCCUGGAACAGCAUCGUCACUCUGAGCGGAUGAAGAUGCUCGGGCCUUUCACCAUGGGCAUUGGGAUAUUUAUCUUCAUCUGUGCUAACGCCAUACUUCAUGAAAACAGAGACAGAGAAACAAAGAUAAUCCAUAUGAGAGACAUGUACUCCACAGUCAUUGACAUCCAUCGCCUCAGGCAAAGAGAGCAAAAACAGCACCAUCACAACAGCACCUAUGCAAGAGAAGUCGGGGACCUUCGAGCCUUGGGAGCUGAUAAUGCAGCACGGCUAGCCAGCAACUCCCUCCUAGCCUUCUCCUCUCAGGCAGGAGGCAUUGUUGGUGGGGCAGGAGGCUCUUCAGAGGAGGAGGUGCUGUUAGGGGAUGAGGAGUUUCACAGACAUAGAGAGCAGGCUAAGUUGGAUUGUAGCUUUGCAGGGCUGCUGGCGCCGCUCUACAGGGAUCGCCCCUUCUGUGGCCCGGGGCUUGGGCUGGCUCACUCUGAUUCGAUGUGCCAUCAGUGGUCAGUGGACCGAGAGGGGGAGAAGGGAGGACACCAUGCUCGCUCUAUUGUCUCCUCCUCUAUCUCUGCAUUUACUCUCCCUGUUAUAAAACUCAACAACUGCGUUAUUGAUGAACCAGAGAUGGAGGUGAUUACUGAGGAGGUUAGAGGAGGAGAGAGAAGAGACGGAGGGAGGUUAAAGCCUCCGAGCUCCAUGGAGUCUCUGGCGGUUCCUAUAGCGUCUGUUGCCAAGGCCUCCAAACCGCCGAGCUUACACCGGAGUAACUCCGCCUCUUCCUCAUCCCACUGCUCCUCUGUCUCCUCUUCCUCCCUCUCCCCUGCUCCAUCGUCUACCUCAGGAUGCUGGCUCUCCCCAGGAGCAGCAAGGAGUGACUUUGGCUCCAACUCCUCUCUGCACAUGCUCAGCAGCCACUCCAAAUCUCUGGACCUGGAGCGCAGGCCGAGCAUGCUCAGCGUGCAUCCGGAGCAGAGGAAGCACCCCAGCUGGCCCCGCCUCGACCGUAGCAACAGCAGCCGCACUAACAGCAGCAACCGGGGCAGCAGUAAAGGCUACAUGCGGCUGGAGGACAGGGAAGAGCAAGGGGAGCGGCUGCUGGAUGUGUCAUCGUCCGUGACAGUGAGGCGCGACUACAGUAAGCGCGAGAAGCUGCUAAUGAUAUCGAGGUCGCAUAAUAAUCUGAGCUUUGAGCAUGAUGAGUUUAACAGCGGCACACUGAAGAGAGGCAGCUCUGAGACUCGAUUCUGAAGGUGCUGAACUAAAGGUUGAGGAUAGUUCUGUCCUGGUCAGUAAAUUGCUCUCCAGAUAGUAUGAGUGUGCAUUGUUUGUGUCAGAGGGAACUGACAAUGUAACAGGAAACUCAAACGUGGUUUCAACACUUUUUUCUGCAGCAAGCUGGAGAGUACUGAGUAACGGACCAUCUCGCACAGUUCAGGUUCAGGCCUCACGUCAGCGAGACACUGAAUUCCUACUGUUCCGGGUCCAGAGAUGCUGUUCUGUAGCCGACCCUGACCUGUGACCUCUGUGGAGGGAGGCAAGUGAAAGGAGAAUUUCAAUACAGGGAUCAAUAAAAAUAAAUCGCGUUGCAUCAUCAGUCUACUUCAUACAAAAGCAGUGCUCAUUAUUUUUUAACUGGAUCUCAACACUAAGACAAGGCUUUAGGAUCAAUACUGUUAUCGUUAUACGUGGCUUUGAAAACUACUUUUCUUUAGGUGUGACAGGGUUUCAUUCCGGCAGAUGCUGUUGAAAUCAAGGACACACUGGAAGUGCUUUGAGCAAGUUUUCUCUGGGACAUAAAUAGAAAUCUUUAUAACACAGUCUAGGGCCAACCUGAGAAAUAAUUAAGACCGGUUUAAUAUCAGAAGAGAAAAAGUUCUGAAUUGUUAAUUAUAAUAUCAUUUUAGAGCUUGUAUUUUUACCUAUAUGGCACCUUUGAAAACAAAGUUAUAAAGUCCUUAAUGGGGCGGUAUAGAAAGACUAAGGCCGAUAGCGGUAAUUUUCAACUAAUCUGCCAGUCUUGGCACAAAAACAGAUAUGACAACUUAAGCGAUCCAGAACCAGCUGCUAAGUUAUUGCCUGGUCUAAACCUGUGUAAGAACACAUAACAGCAUACUGCAGAGAUGAAGCUCUUAAGCCCAAAUGAUUUAGAUAUUAGUGGUAAGGUAUUUAAUUUCAAGGUGGUUACUGUAUUUUUGUGUUUGUCUGAUCCUCAGAUUGUAGUAGAUGUAGAGAUUGGGCCACACAAGGAGCAAAGUCAGAUAAAGCCAGUUACUUCAAUGUCAGUAGGCAACAGUACAGACAUAGGAGUGAAAUCAAGCUGCUAGGCUACAAAAUCAAAUCAAUAGAAUCCGUGUUGCCCUGCGGUCACAAUAUUGCUGCCCUUUGUCUAGAACUGUAAUAAGAAGUUUUGUAUGUCCACUACUGAAAACUAGAAGUAACAAUUGCUGUCUUUGGCUCUGCUAGAGGCAUUUUAAGUGUAUUUCUCACUAGAGAAGAUCUUCAUUGACUUCGGUCAGGAUAUGCGGUCUAUUAUUUACAUAUUGGUUAUUUUUGUCUGUUUAAUAAACCUGUUAUCAUACAAAACCCUACCACUUGAAUAUUUGUAGCCCCAAGUAUGACCAGAAGUCUGAUUAUUAGAGUUGUAAGUAAUGAUUAAUUUCAUCAAAGAUUUUUAUGUGAAAACAUUUACCAUUUACUAUUUCAAACUAAGUCAUAAAAUCCAAUGUUAAUCAGUUUAUAAAGCAAGUAGUCAAAUCUGAGGCAUUUCUACUUGAUAAAUGACUUAAACAAUGGAUCUGAAUUGUGAUUGAUUCCCUUUAAGAACAACUUUUUGGCUCUGCACGAUUGAUUGAAGAAUGCCUGAGACAGAAAUCAGUAUAAAACACUUAGUGAUGUACUGGCAUUGCCCUUGAGCCAACAAUAAAUCCCUGUGUAAACAUUUAUCUUUAUAAAUCCAGUGACCUGUAACAAUGAAAGGUCUGCAAUGCUGUUUUCUGCCACAGUUCUCAUUUUACAACGAAUCUUCUGUUGCUUUUUUAGUUUUUUUUCAAUAUUCACCAUGUGAUGAAGAUUGCAGGACUGAAUUCAGGAAUUCAGCUACUGAGCAACAUGUGUGUUCUGCUAAACUGGACAAGUGCAGCCACUGAGCUUGUCUAUAUUUACGAGCCAAUAUGAUGCCUCCAUAUUGUUCAAUAGCUCUGUCUCAGGUUCUGUUUGGUCUUUCAGCUAUUCUACAUAAUGCUGUCAAAUUAAACACAUCUGUAAACGCUGUCAGGAAUAUCUCUUCUGCUACUUCUAAAGUAACACGUGAAGAGUAACAGAUCUUGCUACUUUGAAAUCUAACCUGCUGUGUGUUGAAAAAGACAGAGCCCCUUCUAAGAGUGCAGGACUCUUACCAGAGACCUUCAUUUACUGGUUCCUGGCAGUUUAUGGGUCAAUGGCCAAUUUUAU
Xiphias gladius (swordfish) is the source of this 4657-nucleotide messenger RNA. It is a transcript of the gene tmem200a, whose product is annotated as transmembrane protein 200A. Bases 740 to 2455 code for a protein of 571 amino acids. The transcript is spliced from 5 exons. NCBI's taxonomy places the organism in Eukaryota, Metazoa, Chordata, Actinopteri, Istiophoriformes, Xiphiidae. The record is from RefSeq and is a predicted model, not a curated record.